ACCACAGAAAACAGAUGAAGAACAAGACAUCACUGAGAAGGCCAAGAGCUUCGGUGACAAGAUCACUGGACUGUUCAAGAAGGGACCUGCUCAUCUUGACUAUCCCACAUCAGAGUCAUACGAUGGUCCACUAUCAUCGACUGAUAGAGCUUCCGAAGUACAUGGAGAUCCACUAACUCAUCACGUAGCUGUGUAUCACAGUGGUAAAUCUGAUGAGCAAUCAGCAUCUAUUCAGCCAGAGAAACCAGAAGAAGAACUAGACAUCACUGAGAAGGCCAAGAGCAUUGGUGACAAGAUCACUGGACUGUUCAAGAGAGGACCAGCUCACGUCGAUUAUCCAGUCUCUGAUGCCUAUGAUGGUCCACUAUCAUCAAUGGAUAGAGCCUCUGAAGUACAUGGAGAUCCACUAACUCAUCACGUAGCUGUGUACCACAGUGGCAAAUCUGACGAGCGACCAACUACAUCUCAACCUCAAAAACCAGAAGAAGAACAAGACAUCACUGAGAAGGCCAAGAGCCUCGGUGACAAGAUCACUGGACUGUUCAAGAAGGGACCUGCUCA
Auanema sp. JU1783 is the source of this 561-nucleotide messenger RNA. The record is from the annotation of a GenBank genome assembly. NCBI's taxonomy places the organism in Eukaryota, Metazoa, Nematoda, Chromadorea, Rhabditida, Rhabditidae.